Molecule: messenger RNA, 1371 nt
Organism: Lucilia cuprina (Australian sheep blowfly)
Lineage: Eukaryota; Metazoa; Arthropoda; Insecta; Diptera; Calliphoridae
Product: cuticle protein
Exons: 7
Coding region: 143-1321 (392 amino acids)
Cellular component (GO): extracellular matrix
Source: RefSeq, a predicted model, not a curated record
GAAAUAUUUUGUAUAUAAAAGCAAUUUCCUUCUUGGUUCUAGUUAUCAGUUGACUACAAUACAUUGAGUCGUCUACAACUCUUGGUUUAAUAAACUACGAAAAAACUAAACUAAUUUACAAAAUAAAUCCUUAAAUCUAAAAAUGGCUUUCUUUAAAUCCUUGAUGUGCUUGGCUGUUGUGGGUGUUGCUACCGCUGGUGUCUUACAUGGUGGCCAUGCUGGUCCUGCCUUAUACGCUGCUGCCCCAGCUGUAUAUGGCCAUGGUGCUCACCCCGAUGAGGGUUUGGACUAUCAUUCUUACCCCAAAUAUCACUACAACUAUGGUGUUGCUGAUUCACAUACUGGCGAUGUCAAGUCACAACAUGAAGUACGUGAUGGUGAUGUAGUCAAGGGCUCUUACUCUUUGGUUGAACCUGACGGUUCAGUGCGUACCGUUGAAUAUACCGCUGACGAUCACAAUGGUUUCAACGCUGUUGUACACAAAACAGCCCCCACUGUACAUGCUCAUGCCCCAGUAGUACAUGCUGCUCCCGCUCCAGCAGUCUAUGCUCAUGCUGCACCCGCCGCUUACGCUCAUGCUGGUCCCGCUGUAGCUCAUCAUGUUGCUGCUGCUCCUGCCGUCAACUAUGCCUCUGUGGCGCAUCAUGCCCCAGCUGCUGUUGCUGUUGGUCAUGGUUAUGGUGGUUAUGCUGGACAUGGUGCUCAUGGUCAUUAUAUAUCGAAAAUAAACAUGUCUACCAUCAGCAAAGUGAUCAUCCUUUUUGUAGCCUUAAGUGCCACAGGUGUUUAUGCACGACCAGGUUAUGCUGUGGAUUAUUAUGAUCAUCCCAAAUAUGCUUUUAACUAUGGUGUAGCAGAUCAUACAACCGGUGAUGUCAAAUCUCAACAUGAAACUCGUGAUGGUGAUGUAGUCAAAGGUCAAUAUUCAUUAGUUGAACCUGAUGGCUCCAUACGUACUGUAGACUAUACUGCCGAUCCCAUUAAUGGUUUCAAUGCUGUAGUAACCAAGUCAGGACCCACAGUGCAUGCAGUAGCGAAGCCAGUAGCUAUAGCUCCUAAGCCAGUGGUAGCUUAUCAGCCCGUUGUAAAGCAUGUGGCACCAGCACCUGUUGUAGUAGCCUCUCCAGCUCCUUAUGGCAUUGACACAUAUCGUAUGUUGAAACUAUUUCGACGUCAUGCCAACUACAAUAAUGGUCAAAUACUUAAAUUACGUCCCGAUAGUGAGAAGCAGCAGCAGGCUGUGGGUGUUGUCUAUGAGCAAGAUUAUAAUGAUUAUGGCCAAGGAAUAGAUAGAUCUGAUUAUCAAGGAGAUUAUUAUUGAAUUUCUAUAUAACAUGUUUUUUUCUAAUUCUUUUAAUAAAUUUAUUUAAA